Molecule: messenger RNA, 2765 nt
Organism: Danio aesculapii
Lineage: Eukaryota; Metazoa; Chordata; Actinopteri; Cypriniformes; Danionidae
Gene: fli1rs
Product: Fli-1 proto-oncogene, ETS transcription factor-related sequence
Exons: 10
Coding region: 145-1602 (485 amino acids)
Biological process (GO): regulation of transcription by RNA polymerase II; cell differentiation
Cellular component (GO): nucleus
Molecular function (GO): DNA-binding transcription factor activity, RNA polymerase II-specific; sequence-specific DNA binding
Source: RefSeq, a predicted model, not a curated record
GCGAAAAUAGUAUGGUUUGCGCUGAUGACUAAAUGCGCCUGUGCACACAAGUCGAUGCGUUUCAGCCGGGUUAUCAAAGUACCUGGGUUUACAUAGCUCAAGUUUAACAAAGUACUUUCUUCAUGAACUCCACAGAAAUCUGCAAUGGACUGUACUAUUAAGGAAGCUCUAUCGGUGGUGAGUGAAGACCAGUCCAUAUUCGAGGCGCCCUUCAGUGGUCCCCAGGCCAUGCACAUGAAGGCGGAGAUCGGCUCGCCUGUGGUUUACAGACAGGCUUCAGAAGAGAGCGUUGAACCCACUGAGCCGGACUGGAGCGGAUCGGCAGCACAAAACUCUGCCAAAAGAGCAGAACACAUCAAUGGGACCAGCCGUGAGUCCCCAGUGGACUGUAGUGUGACUAAAAGGACUCGACACAUGAGUAAUAGUGAUGGAGGACAGUUGUCUUACCAGGCCCCUUACCCAGAGCCCCGCGGCAGCCCACAGACAACCACACCACCCAGCAGCACCACAGAGGAGAAGAGGGUCAUCGUACCAGCCGACCCAGAGGUUUGGACGCAAGACCACGUGCGGCAGUGGGUGGACUGGGCCAUAAAGGAAUACAGCCUGUCCGAUGUGGACGUGUCCCUCUUCCAGACCCUAGAUGGAAAAGCGCUCUGCAAAUUGAGCAAAGAGGACAUGCUGCGCAUCACCUCCCCAUACAACACAGACAUCCUGCUCUCCCAUCUCAGCUACCUACGGGAGAGUAGUCCCACUUUCUCCUACUCAACAAAUCCAACUAAUACACAACCACAACCUCGAAUACAGGUGAAAGCCGAAAACAACUUUGAGGAGAUCGGCAGGAGAAACAGUUGGUCUUCAAGUGGAUUGCCAGCUGUCCCUAAAGGUUCUCCAAUUGAACAUCAGCACAAUACCAGAAUUACAGAGCCCUCUUCAAGACUUGCACAAGAUUCCUACCAAACAUUAUGUUCCAUCAGCAGUCGUCUUGCAAACCCAGAAGCGAAACCAAUCCACACCAAGAUCCGAAUGACCAAACAAAAUUCUAACCACCUGCCCGUUUCCAGCACUGACAGGACUGUGGGUUCUGGUCAGAUCCAGCUGUGGCAGUUCUUACUAGAGUUGCUUUCGGACAACAACAACUCGACCAUCAUCACCUGGGAGGGAACUAAUGGAGAAUUCAAGAUGACCGACCCAGACGAAGUGGCCAAACGCUGGGGGGAGCGAAAGAGCAAGCCUAACAUGAACUACGACAAGCUCAGCCGUGCCCUUCGCUACUACUACGACAAAAACAUCAUGACCAAAGUGCAUGGCAAACGCUACGCAUACAAAUUCGACUUCCAGGGCAUCUCCCAAAGCCACCAAAACCACUCCCCAGAGGGAACGGUGUUCAAAUACCAGAGCGAAGGGCCGUACAUGCAGAGCUAUCACAGCCACCAGCCAAAAAUGAACUUCAUGAGCCCCCAUCCCACCCCGAUGUCUGUUACAACUGCUAAUUUCUAUACACCUCAAUCCACUUACUGGAACUCCACAACCAGUGUGGUUUAUCCCAGUUCACCGAUGCCACGACAUCCCAGCACUCACACUCACUUGAACAAUUAUUAUUAAGACAGUCACAUUGUAAAGCCAGCACUGACUUCUUUGUUGACACCUCAUAAAAAGGACAGUUCACUCAAAAAUGUACUCCAUUUCCCCAUUCUUGACUUGUUCCAAACUUUCUUUAGACUAUUAUACACAACAGAUGAUAUUUUUAAUAUAGCAGGAAAAACAAAUACUAUGGAUGUCAGUGGUUUUACAGCUUUCUUUCAUUCAUUUUCAUCCACUUUUCCGGGGCCGAGUCACAGGGGCAGCAGUCUCAGGAGAGAACUUCCCUCUCCCCAGACUUCCUCCAGCUCCUCUGGUGUAUCCCGAGGCGUUCCCAGGUCAGCUGAGAGAAAUAGUCCCUCCAGCGUGUCCUGGGUCUUCCCCUGACGCCUCCUCCCAGUAGGAAAUGCAUGGAACACCUCCCUAGGUAGGCGUCCAGGAGGCAUCUGAAACAGACACCCAUGCCACAUCAGCUGACUUUCCUCGAAGUGGAGAAGCAGCGACUUUACUCCGAGCUCCUCUGAACAGACAGAGAUCCUAUCUAUAAGUGUGUGCCCUGCCACCCUGUGAAGGAAGCUCAUUUCGGCUGCUUGUAUCCAAGAUCUUGUUCUUUUGGUCAUGGCCCAAUGCUCAUGACCAUAGGUAAGAGUAGGACGUAGGAGUAGGAACGUAGAUUGACUGGUAAAUAGAGAGCUUUGCCUUUUGGCUGAGGUCCUUUACCACAAUCAAUGGUACUUACAUAAAAUAUAUUUUUCUGUUUUGAACAGAGUAAAGAAAUUCAAACAGGUUUGGAACAAGUAAAGCAUGAGUAAAUGACAGAAUUUUCACCAUUCCUUUUAGUUUGUGGGAAAUAAACGCAACAUUUCUUGAACUUCACCAAAUGACAAGAAACCACCCCUCUGUAGCAGAUCUAAACACCAUUAUUAUCCAUUACUAUUAUUGUACAGUAUAUAAGCAUGUUAAACACAACUGCACGCCUUCAAGGUUAUAUUGUAAAUAUGCUUUGCAUGUUUUAUAAGAACGCUCGGACAUCACGUGCAUGUAUACUCAACUCUGAUGCUUUAAAUGUAACAUUCCUUUGUAUGCUUGUGUCUUUGUACAGUUUGAUUUUUGAAACAACAUCACUUUUACACUGUAAGCAUAACAUUAUAUCACAAAAUAAAACUUAUAAACGGUUGCAUCAGUGA